AAAAUUAACUUUACGUAAAAGAAUAAUAAUCCUCAAAAUUUAAAGCUAAACGCUAUUUGCCACAAAUAUGAUUGUCAUAUCACUUUCUGUCCUGUGAGCAAGCGAAGUAGCAUUUCAUUGGUAAUUCUGUCACGGCUUUAAUACUUUGUAUUGUAGGAAGUGCUUUCACAUCACGUUGAGUGACUGAGCUCGUUUUUAUAAGAAACUAUAUUAUAAUAUUAUAAGGCCGCGUGGAAAAAAUAUACUGUAGCUAAUUUUUAUUUUUAUUUUAGAUGGCAAACAUCAAAAAGUUGUUGGAGAGCUGGCAAAAGGCCCUCAACAUGGUAAUGAAGGACCACCAAUACAUGCUGCGGCGGGAACGGGACGAGACAUCGGAGGACAUCAGCGCCUCGCGGCGGCUCGACUCCGACACCGACACCGCCAUCGACGAGUACAGCCCCGACUGGGACAAUCCUGGGCCUUACAAGAACUGCUACCGGGAGCCUGAAAUAACAGAAUGUUCAGGUGACUACCCAUGCCACGAGUACAACGAGCACUAUUACGGAAACUGCUACGAGGAGACCGAAACGUCGGUGUAUGAAGAACAGGAGUCGAAGUGCGAAGCGCAGGCCGCGCCGAGCGAGCGCGCGCAGCUGCCGCGCCUGGUCGAGGAGACCAGCAGCCAGCUGCUCGCCUUGCAGGACCUCACUCUCGACCACGAUUCGUCGAACGACUUCCUCACGGUUUAAUUUUUGCGACAUUAAAAUUGAUGAUUGAA
Cydia pomonella (codling moth) is the source of this 757-nucleotide messenger RNA. RefSeq lists its product as uncharacterized. The coding region runs from base 273 to 728 and encodes 151 amino acids. The record is from RefSeq and is a predicted model, not a curated record. The transcript has 3 exons. Lineage: Eukaryota; Metazoa; Arthropoda; Insecta; Lepidoptera; Tortricidae.